Molecule: messenger RNA, 288 nt
Organism: Soboliphyme baturini
Lineage: Eukaryota; Metazoa; Nematoda; Enoplea; Dioctophymatida; Soboliphymatidae
Source: the annotation of a GenBank genome assembly
AUGGUCUGUGUUCUCCUAUUUCCUUCCAUCAUAUUCAUCAGAGUGAUACUGCAUCGUUUCUCAACGUCAGAGGGAAGAACGGCGAACGGCCCUGAAUGGGGCUCAAACGCAGGACCUCUCGAUUCCGAUCAGGCAACGCCGGUUCUGAAGCGACGCGUGAUAAAUUCCUCGUUCAACAGGAUUCGAGGUCAAGACAAAGACUGCCCGCCGUGGGAGUCAAACUCGGCACCUCCGGAGUUCGAUUUCGAAGCCGACUUUAGAUAUCCAUUGUGCAAUGGCGACAUUUGA